Molecule: messenger RNA, 2861 nt
Organism: Harpia harpyja (harpy eagle)
Lineage: Eukaryota; Metazoa; Chordata; Aves; Accipitriformes; Accipitridae
Gene: SLC25A48
Product: solute carrier family 25 member 48
Exons: 6
Coding region: 384-1220 (278 amino acids)
Biological process (GO): transmembrane transport
Cellular component (GO): mitochondrion
Molecular function (GO): transmembrane transporter activity
Source: RefSeq, a predicted model, not a curated record
UCCGUUUAGUAUUUCUAUGUCUUAGAAUCCACCUUGGAUCAGAAGGACCCUGGAAGCCUCCCAGGGGAUCUCUCCUUUCCAUCCUUCAGCAAUGCAUCCCAACCUCCACUGCGAGUCCCCAAACGGAGGAGACCACAUCACUCUCCAAUUUCCACAUAAAUCAUGAACUUGCCAAUGAUAGCACCGCACACCAGCAGUCUGCUGUGCUGGGCCAGGGUAGCUGGUCUGGUCUCGAGAACAAUCUGACAGUCAUCGAUUCCAGAUGUUGCAGAAAGCUUCAGACCUCUGAGACUCGUUUGCAAGCUGGACAAGGGUAUGGAAAUACACUCAACUGCGUUCUCACUGUGUACAGAAAUGAGUCUGUGGCUGGCUUCUUCAAAGGCAUGUCCUUCCCGCUGGCCAGCAUCGCCGUCUACAGCUCCGUGGUGUUCGGCGUCUUCAGCAACACGCAACGGCUCCUCAGCCAGCUCCGCCACGGAGACACAUCUCGCACGCCGGAGCUCGCAGACAUGGCUCUAGCCAGCACUGUGGCAGGGUUCGUCUCCGCGGGCAUCGGCACUCCUGUCGACCUGGUAAAGAUAAGGCUACAGAUGCAAACGCAGCCGUACAUUGAAGCAAACAUUAAACUAAAGCCCACAGUUCCUGGAUUUCCUGUGUACCGAGGCCCAAUUCACUGCUUUAGGACAGUUCUACAGAAAGAGGGGAUAGCAGGAAUAUACCGAGGUGCGGGCGCAAUGCUUCUGAGGGAUGUUCCUGGGUACUGCCUCUAUUUCAUCCCUUACACAUUUUUCUGUGGCUGGAUUACCCCCGACGGAUGCAUUUCCCCUAAUCCCUCCUCCAUCUGGCUGGCAGGGGGUGUAGCAGGAGCCAUUUCCUGGGGGACUGCUACUCCAAUGGAUGUUGUGAAGAGUCGACUUCAGGCAGAUGGAGUUUAUUUAAACAAGUACAAAGGGACCCUUGACUGUAUCUUGCAGAGCUACCAGAACGAGGGCUUAAAAUGUUGCCAAGAAGACCUGAAAGUCUCCUACUUUCCUGAGCCAAAUCAGCAGUGUGGUGUUGGUGAGGGCUCAGCUGCUCUGACCGAAGACUCCUGUCCUGUACCUACAGCAUCUGCUUUCUCUUCUGCCACAGACUUAGUCCCUGGAGGACUCCGAAAACUGCACCAGCUCAAUCAAAUCCAAAGACUAUUUUCUUAUCGAAUCUUUCACUCUGUUGUCUAAGAGCACCUUAAUAAUUCCCGUGGUUGGGCUUUUUCACUGAUGACAUUUUUCCCAUUGAGCCAAGGGAACAACUUACUUCCCUUACCCACACGAAUGAGAUGAUACACCCAAACCCAGCCCACCCAACACCAGCCGACGAAGCGUCUUUUGUACAACACUGCAUAUAAAGCUCAUCUUUCUUGUGAACAAGGAAAGGAGGAGGUGUUGUGAGUGUGCAGGUGCUUUUUGUGUAGGAAGGUCUAGAUUCCCACCAAAUCCUAGCUUGCUUUCACGAUCAAAGAAAUGCAUGACUCCACCCGUAUGAACGGAUACUCGUAUUUUACAUCACAGAACUCUCCAGUUUGGCACAAUUUAACACAUUAUCAUGAAAAAAAUGCAAAGGGCUUCAACAGCUUCAGUUUGUUAUCCAAGGUAUAAACAGAAUUGGGAUACAGGAGGAUGUUAAAAUUCAGAGACUAAGCUGCUCUUUUUCUUCAGAAAACAAUAAAACAAUUCUGCAUUUCCUAUAGAUGGCUGCCUAUUAAUUUACCUAACUUGCCUUGUGUAGCCCUCCAGGGACCUACUAGAGGUAUCUUGUUAGACCUUCUGAUCUCCCUGACAUGAUAGUCCAGCUUGCCAACUGCCGAACCCUGCAGCCAUCACUUUGCAGCCUUGAGAGACCAUCACCAAAGGAAGUCUCUUCAAGGGAUGCAGAGUUUACCCCAAACUAUUCAUUAAAAUACAUGGGCUGGCUUCAGACCUCCAGCUCUUUGCUGCAAUCCCACUGAGACAGCUGGGGCAGACCCAGGUCUCUCUUUGGUCUACCUCAGCCUUUCAAUUAUUCCAAGAUCUUUUACAUCAUGAUUAUUUCUGUUUAUGCUGUUAAAUAUCUCCAUGCUUUGUUUUCUAAGCAUGGAGCUUCUGAUGCCAAAACCCAAGAAGAACCAGCUCUGCUGGGACACGAGGACUCUGGUGGCACUGGCAGGAGAGGCUGAGGGGUAACAGCCUCACAUGCAAAGGGACAUGUGGCAUGGGGGAGCAGUCUGAGACAACACUGUCCUCUGGGAAAUGUAUGGUUCCUCCCCAUCUUCCUCUGGAGGAGAAGAGCUCUGGGGAAAAAAGCCCAGCAAUGGCAGUUUUAGUAGAUGCCCUCAGUAAAGGUUUCUGAAGACAACCUGGAGCAGCUGUCCAGCUUUCCUCCGUAAAAGGAGGAGAAGGAAAGAGAAACUCCUACAUCCUCUUCCCUGGAUGAAUGGAGGAAUUGGCAACAAGACUUGAAGACCUUAGCGGAAAGUGCCUGAAAACUCGGGUCUGGAGCAGUACUCAGAAAUGGGGUCCCCAACUUUGGGCUCCUCUUCACUGGGGCCCAAAUUAAAACCAGGCGUGUGGCUUCCCCCCAAAACUGGCCUUAAAAAGUGGGGGAAACAGCUGGUGUUGCUUCAUCUCAGGACUUGCAGGUGUGGAGGCUCACAGUGCCUUUGAGCUUGGCAAGAACACAGGGAACUGUUUUUGAUAAACAGUAUGGAUAAAAUUGAUGAGCCUUCACACAAGUAUUUGUUGCUGGCUGCAUUUAAGGAUUCAUCCUUUCCGUGUUACCUAUUUUAAGGCAUAUACAUAAAAUAUGUUCUUUAGAUACAAAAUAUCAGAUGUCUCCAGGGAUAA